AGACUUGAGAAUUAAAAAUCAUUAUCAGUAACAAGUCUGGUCCCCUCAUCUUCAAAGAUUCAGAGGGGCUCGACUCACUCACAACUCUUGUCGCUUCUCUCCCGUCUUAUACACAUAUUCACGAUGCUUACCCUGCUUAGCAUAUUCCUGCUCUUAUCACAUGUCCUUUCUCUCGGCCAAUCACUCGACUGUGAUGAAAGAAUAGAAUACAAGGGAGAAAACCGUUGCUGCAAGAAAUGUCGACCAGGGGAGUCUAUGAAACAGAGAUGCAGUGGACAGUCUGAAACUAAGUGUAACCCCUGCAACAAUGGCUACUACAAUGACAACUACAAUAAUGACUAUCUGGUGUGUAAAAACUGCAAAGGGUGUUACAAAGAACAUAUGAAGGUUGAGAGAAACUGCACGCUGACAAGUGAUGCCGUGUGCACGUGUGAAGACGGCUUCAGAUGCAGUGACAUCAAAUGUGAGACAUGUGUGAAGGUCCAAACCCCAGUUCCUACUAAACUACCAGUGUCCACAGACAAUAUGUGGAUCUCGGUGAGUCUGUGUUUUGCGUGUGUGUGUGUGUGCGCUCUGCUCACCUGUUUCCUUCUCAUCAGCAGACAUGGAUGGCCAUGUAAACGGAUCAUGUCAGCAUCAGCCGCUCUCUGUUCCUCCGAAAAGAGAGACUCUAAAUGCAGUGAGUGCACAGAAGAGGAGGAGGUACCAAUGCCAGUGCAGGAGGUGUGUGAAAAGACACUGGAGGAUGUCUGAGAAGGACAGAAGCAGACGACCACGGAUGCGUGUGUGGCUCGAGUAUUUAUACUGACACAGACCUGAUGCCGCCAUACCUUCAAGAGUCUGUAGUCAGAUGGCCGCCUGAAGGUUUUGUGAGAAUGACCGUCUGUCUUUGGAGACCAUCCUGAGAAAUUCAGAGACAGCAGGAGAUACACACUUCCCACUGCACACAAAGACACUGAAUAUACAAUUCUUUGCAAAUAAUGACGUAAAUUAUAUUGUCUGUGCUUUUGUUUAUAUUUAUAAAUAGUUGGUGUGUCCAUGAACUUUUCUAUCAACAUCGACUUUAUGUUAAACAUAUGAAAGUUUAAGGAGAAGUGUACAGUAUAUCCUGACUGGUCGAUAUUUCUUCCAAGUUUUAAUUAUUUUGGUAAAGUUGUCUUUAGGAGUUCACCGUAAACAGCUCUUUUGAUUUGAGGGGAAUGUUGUGAUGUAGUGUGUAAAUGAAUAUGGGCUGAG
Molecule: messenger RNA, 1236 nt
Organism: Triplophysa dalaica
Lineage: Eukaryota; Metazoa; Chordata; Actinopteri; Cypriniformes; Nemacheilidae
Gene: cd27
Product: CD27 molecule
Exons: 6
Coding region: 124-753 (209 amino acids)
Biological process (GO): negative regulation of apoptotic process
Cellular component (GO): external side of plasma membrane
Molecular function (GO): protein binding
Source: RefSeq, a predicted model, not a curated record